CGUGUUUCGCUGCCUCGCGCACGCGUCUGCGUGGUUUGAGUGUUGUUAAAAACGCUUGAAACGCGUUUUCGCUCGGUUUUUGACCGCAGUUUAAAACCACAAUGGCGUCGAAGCGAAACCAGGACGAGAGCAGCAAAGCGAACACGAAGAAGAAACACAAGCGGAGCGAGGAGAGAGCACAACUUAGCUCAGUGCUGGAUGACGAGCAGGUGAAGGAGCGCGUGAAGGAGGCGUGGAGCCGCAAGAGCAGCUGCAUUCUGGGGGAUCUGGAGUUGGACUCUCAACCUUUCCCUCACUGCGUCAUCAAGAACUUUCUGGGCAGCGAGGCCUUCGUAGAAAACCUGCAGCGAGAACUUCUGGGGCUCAACUUCCAUGAGAAAUCAAAUGAUCUUUACAAAUUUAAACAGUCAGACGACCUGAAGACGAGGACAGAGCCACACAUCGCAGGACUCAGGACGGCUCUGUUCGGACCGUUCCGCUCCUGGCUUGGUGAAGUGUUGGGGGUGGAGCUGGAACCCACGGUGGAUAUUUCCUGUGCCAAAUAUGAAUCCACAGAUGUUCUGUUGUGUCAUGACGAUGAAUUGGAGGGAAGACGCGUUGCUUUCAUUCUCUAUCUGGUGCCUCAGUGGCAGAGCAGCGAUGGAGGAAACCUGGACCUUUUUACAACAGAUGAUCAUUUCCAGCCACAGACAAUAGUGAAGUCCAUCGUGCCCUCGUGGAACACACUCGCCCUAUUUGAGGUUUCUCCAGUGUCCUUUCACCAGGUGUCAGAGGUUUUGUCACAGGACAGAUGUCGUCUGUCUCUGAGCGGCUGGUUUCAUGGAGCGUCACUGGAGCGUCCUCCUCGACACGUGGAGCUCCCCGUCCUGAGGAGCCCACAUUUACCAAGAGACGAGACUCUGCUGCUGGAGUGGAUCAAUCCACUUUACCUGGACGUUUCCUAUCAAGAGCAGAUUCAGCAGGAGUUUGAGGACAGCUCGGAAAUUCAGCUCAAAGACUUCCUCAGGGAGGACAGGUUCAGAGAAGUGGACGAAGCUCUGAGACUCUCUCACAUUCAGUGGACGAGGAGAGGUCCACCCAACAAGAGAUGUUAUGAAGCAGCUUCUCUGGACGCACUGCCUCACUGUGUCUCCUCCUGCCUGGAGCUGCUGCGCUCAGAAGCUUUCUUCCUCUUACUCUCCAACUUCACUGGCCUUCGACUGCACUUCCUGUGUCCUGCUGAUGAUGAUAAUGAUGAGGAUGAGGAUGAGGAGGAGAAGAAAGAAGAGAAGGAUGACGAUGAAGAAGAUGCAGGAGAUGGAGAAGCCACAGGAUCUGCAACUGAGGCCCAGAGCACAGACAAAGAGCUCAGUUCACCUCUAUGUUGUGGUGAGUUGCGUCGAUGGUCUCAUGGCAGCUACACUCUGUUACAUGAUGCAGAAGCAGCUCGUGCAGAGUUUGCUCUGGAUCUGCUUUUACCUUUUGGCUGUGCAGACUGGCAGUCAGAGUUUGGAGGCUUCACGUGUUAUGUUGCUAAUGAGGAGGAUGAAGAGCUUCUGACCAUGUCUCCAGAGGAUAACUCCCUGGCCCUCGUGUACAGAGACAAAGAGACGCUGAAGUUUGUCAAGCAUGUCAACCACAGAAGUUUGAGCUGCAGAUCCUUUCAUGACUUUUCUUUUGUUUACUUUGAAUAAACACAAACAUUCGUCCAA
Messenger RNA from Solea solea (common sole), 1691 nucleotides. It is a transcript of the gene ogfod1, whose product is annotated as 2-oxoglutarate and iron-dependent oxygenase domain containing 1. The coding region runs from base 102 to 1673 and encodes 523 amino acids. Gene Ontology annotation, biological process: regulation of translational termination; peptidyl-proline hydroxylation. Lineage: Eukaryota; Metazoa; Chordata; Actinopteri; Pleuronectiformes; Soleidae. Gene Ontology annotation, molecular function: L-ascorbic acid binding; iron ion binding; peptidyl-proline dioxygenase activity. The record is from RefSeq and is a predicted model, not a curated record. The transcript is spliced from 13 exons. Gene Ontology annotation, cellular component: cytoplasm.